This is a messenger RNA of Penicillium manginii, 711 nucleotides long. Its product is annotated as C2H2-type zinc finger protein. Bases 1 to 711 code for a protein of 236 amino acids. Gene Ontology annotation, biological process: regulation of transcription by RNA polymerase II. Gene Ontology annotation, molecular function: DNA-binding transcription factor activity; RNA polymerase II cis-regulatory region sequence-specific DNA binding. The record is from RefSeq and is a predicted model, not a curated record. The transcript is spliced from 2 exons. NCBI's taxonomy places the organism in Eukaryota, Fungi, Ascomycota, Eurotiomycetes, Eurotiales, Aspergillaceae.
AUGACGACCACCCGUCAACAACUUCCUCCGCUCGCCAGCGACGCUCAAUACAACCGCCCGCAUGCCUCAUCAGAAUCACCAGCAGCAUCACCGCGGAGUACUCGCCACACAUUCAUGGAAGCCGUACAACCGACCUCGCCCGGCUCAUCAGAGGGAUCCGCCUAUGACUAUCUGACAAGCCACGCCCCUUCAUCCGCCUACCACCCAUAUGCCCGACAAGAAUCGCGACGCGACGCCUAUCGAUUUCCAUCCCGAGGCCCCGCAGCGCCCCGCACACCACCAGAGAUCCAGUCGACAUCAGGAACAGAGGCGAAGUCCUCAUCAUCCGGAGGCACACGAGGCACAGGACAGAAGAACAAAUACCCAUGCCCUUACGCAGCCAGUCACGGGUGCUCUGCUACAUUCACAACAUCCGGGCAUGCAGCGCGUCAUGGAAAGAAACACACCGGCGAGAAGAGUGUGCAUUGUCCGAUCUGCAACAAGGCCUUUACCCGCAAAGACAACAUGAAGCAACACAUCCGCACGCACCGCACGCACUCGGACGAAAUGCGCUCGACGUCCGAGCCGGAAGCAGACCCGCGCUGGACCGCCGCGAGACCCGAGUCUGGCUAUACCUCUGCGCAUAAUCGGACCGUCAGUCAGUCCACGGAUGCGAGCAAUGCCAGUGUGAUGCCUCCGCCGGGCGCUCGACUUAAUCAGCAUCAAUCCUGA